Molecule: messenger RNA, 2100 nt
Organism: Lineus longissimus
Lineage: Eukaryota; Metazoa; Nemertea; Pilidiophora; Heteronemertea; Lineidae
Exons: 1
Coding region: 1-2100 (699 amino acids)
Biological process (GO): DNA integration
Molecular function (GO): nucleic acid binding
Source: RefSeq, a predicted model, not a curated record
AUGGUAAAUCAAGAAGGAAGAGUUCACUGCAGUCUUGUCCUGGGAAAGGCUAGAGUAGCUCCUUUACGCCCAAUCACCAUACCACGACUCGAACUCACAGCUGCGGUGCUAUCUGCGAAUAUGAGUGCUGUUGUCAGGAGAGAGCUGACUUACAAGAUAGACUCUGAGACUUUCUGGACUGAUAGUACUGUAGUCCUAGGGUAUAUACAGAACGAUGCAAAACGCUUCCACGUCUAUGUCGCGAAUAGAAUCCAACAGAUUCGGGACAAGAGCAAGUCGAACCAGUGGAGACACGUUAAAGGCGAGAAUAACCCAGCAGAUGAAGGUUCCAGGGGAGUAACUGCGACGAGAUUUGUACAGCCUGAGAUGACAAAAUGGUUGACCGGACCUGCCUUCCUUUGGGAGACCAAACUGCCAGACGCAUCUGACAUUGAGAGUGCACUAUCACCCAAGGACCCUGAGGUGAAAAGUGUUGCCCUGGUCACCAAAGUCACCAAAACAGAACCAGGCCUCAUACCAGAUCGCCUGACACGUUUCUCUUCCUGGAGCAAAGCUAAGACUUCGAUUGCCACCUGUCUUCAGUAUAAACGCCGUUUGAGGGACAAAGCCAAUGGAGCACAGCUGAAACCCAAGACACUUGACACAUCCGAUCUAAAAGAGGCUGAGACGGAGAUCGUGAAAAGGAUACAAGCCCUGGCUUUCGGAGAAGAGAUUGAGACAUUGAAGCAGUUGAGACGUACAAAGGACAAUGUCACAACCAAGAAAAAUGCCAUCGAUAGGAAGCCAGUCUUGAAGGACAACUCGAGAUUGCGUAAGCUGGACCCCUGCCUGGAUGGAGAUGACGUACUACGAGUGGGUGGACGGAUUAGGAGGGCUGACUUCCCGAAUGAGGUAAAACAUCCUGCGGUCUUGCCUAGAGACAAUCAUGUAACAACCCUGGUCAUACGGCACUUCCAUGAGGCCCAGGGACACACAGGACGUGGGAUGACGGUAAAUGCUAUCAGGUUGGCUGGGUUUUGGAUUCUCGGAUGUCGACGUGCUGUGGCAAGCUAUAUACAUACCUGCGUCGGUUGCAGAAAAUUACGACGUGCGUUGCAAGGGCAGAAGAUGGCGGACCUCCCAACCGAUCGACUAGAACCAGCGCCCCCCUUUACUCAUUGCGGUGUAGAUGUUUUCGGGCCUUGGACCAUCAAAGAGGGCAGAAAGGAGAUUAAGCGAUGGGGAGUACUGUACACCUGUCUUGGAAUGAGGGCAAUACACGUUGAGACGCUUAAUUCCAUGUCCACAGACUCCUUUAUCAACUCGUUGAGACGCUUGAUAGCUGUCCGCGGCGCUGUACAACUUAUUAGGUGUGAUAACGGUACCAACUUCGUAGGAGCGAAAAACGAAUUAGAGCAGGCCUGGUCAAAAAUGGAUUUUGACCAAAUACGGAAAUACUUGCUGAAAGAAGAAUGUGAUCUUGAUUUCCGGAUGAAUGUUCCCCGGGCUAGCCAUCACGGAGGAGUCUGGGAACGCCAGAUACGCUCAGUACGCAACGUUUUGGCAGGGAUGCUGUUACAUGAAGGAACACAGCUGGAUGAUGAGUCACUACGCACUCUAUUGUAUGAGGUGAUGGCCAUCGUCAAUGGGCGCCCUCUCACUACAGACAAUCUUUACGAUCCUACCUCACUGCAGCCGUUAGUACCAAAUCAGUUAUUGACCAUGAAAUCUCGGGUGAUCAUUCCACCACCAGGCACCUUUCCACGAGAGGACCUACUUCUAAAGAAAAGGUGGCGCCGCGUGCAACAUCUUGCAAAUCGCUUCUGGUGCCAGUGGCGAAAGGAGUAUGUCAAUAACCUGCAAGAACGGCCAAAAUGGAAUCAGGACGUGCGCAAUCUCAAAGUCGGUGACAUCGUCAUCAUGAAAGAUGAUGAGCUACCUCGCAAUCUCUGGAGGCUAUGUAGAGUAGCAGCUGUCGUGGUGGACGAGGACGGUCAUGUCCGUAAAGUCCGUCUUGCUGUAGGAGAUCGCGCUCUGGACAAAAAUGGAAAACGUAUUCAAGCCACCACUUAUUUUGAAAGACCUGUACAGAAGGUUGUGCUGAUUUGUGAAGGAGACUAG